Molossus molossus (Pallas's mastiff bat) is the source of this 3436-nucleotide messenger RNA. RefSeq names its product catenin alpha like 1 (gene CTNNAL1). Gene Ontology annotation, molecular function: actin filament binding. Lineage: Eukaryota; Metazoa; Chordata; Mammalia; Chiroptera; Molossidae. The record is from RefSeq and is a predicted model, not a curated record. The coding region runs from base 1 to 2628 and encodes 875 amino acids. The transcript is spliced from 21 exons. Gene Ontology annotation, biological process: cell adhesion; Rho protein signal transduction.
AUGGCCAUGGCCGCCUCUCCGGGCCCCGCGGGCAUUGGCGGCGCCGGGGCAGUGCAAGGCUCCGGCCCGUCCGGCUUCGGCUUCGACUCAGGACUCGAGAUCAAAACUCGCUCGGUGGAGCAGACGCUGCUGCCGCUGGUUUCUCAGGUGAAGUGGCUCCCCGCGCGGCCCCUCGUCUCCAGCCGCGGCCCGCGAUGGCGGCAGCGCUCGCUCUGCGGGGUCGGGCCGGAGGCGGCCGCUGCCCCACAUUCCGCACCCGCAUUACGGCGUGGGUGUCGGACCGCCUGUCUGGGUGGGGGACGCGCUCGGCGGAGGCGGCGGGAGCCGGGACCCUCCGAGUUCGGUAGCGAGGCCGAGUGGGCUGAAGUGCAGGGGACGCUGCGGGGCGCGGAGCCCGGUGCGGACCUGAGUGCCCCGCUAGCAGAAGUCUGGAAUCAGCUAAUUGACGCGCUUAGUUUUGGAGAAGUUUUUGUUACCAUUACCACACUUAUUAAUCAUAAAGAUAAUACCAAAAAGUCUGAUAAAACUCUGCAAGCAAUUCAGCGUGUAGGACAAGCCGUCAACUUGGCAGUUGGAAGAUUUGUUAAAGUAGGGGAAGCAAUAGCCAAUGAAAACUGGGAUUUGAAAGAAGAAAUAAAUAUUGCCUGCAUUGAAGCUAAACAAGCAGGAGAAACGAUUGCAGCACUUACAGAUGUGAGCAGCUCGAAUCACUCAGAACCUGGGGGCCAGAUCACAAUUUUCACAGACAAAACAGGAGUUAUAAAAGCUGCAAGGUUACUUCUUUCUUCCGUGACCAAAGUGUUGUUGCUGGCAGACCGAGUGGUCAUUAAGCAGAUAAUAACAUCGAGGAAUAAGGUUCUUGCAACUAUGGAAAGACUGGAGAAAGUGCAUAGCUUUCAGGAGUUUGUCCAAAUAUUCAGUCAAUUUGGAAAUGAGAUGGUGGAGUUUGCACAUCUAACUGGAGAUAGACAAAAUGAUCUGAAAGAUGAAAAGAAAAAGGCAAAAAUGGCAGCAGCUAGGGCCGUUCUUGAAAAGUGUACAAUGAUGCUUCUCACAGCUUCAAAGACGUGUCUCAGGCAUCCCAACUGUGAAUCGGCCCAUAAAAACAAAGACGGCGUAUUUGACCGAAUGAAAGUGGCAUUGAACAAGGUCAUUGAGAUCGUGACUGACUGCAAACCCAACGGAGAGACUGACCUUGCAGCUAUCGGUAUUUUCACUGGAAUUAAAGAAUUCAAAGCGAACAUUGAAGCUCUUCCGGAGAACCUUUAUUUUCAGUCCAAAGAAAACCUUUCUGCCACAUUGGAAGCCAUCUUGGAGCGGACAGAGGACUUCACCGACUCUGCCUACACCAGCCAUGAGCACAGGGAGCGCAUCCUGGGCCUGUCGGCUCACGCCAGGCUGGAACUCCAGCAGUUCACUUCCGUGUGGAUUCAGGCCGCCAGGCCCCGGACAUCUAAAGAUGAAGGAGAUGACAUCUUCGCCUGCGAGAAUUUUGCAAUGUGGACACGUGUGGGAAGGGGAGAGCAAAGCAAGAGAACAAAAAGCAUCGCUGAAGACCUGGAACUCAGCAUCCUGACAAUCAGCCACGGCCUCGACGAACUGAAGAAGGAACUUCACAGUACAGCAACUCAGCUGGCGGCAGAUCUGUUAAAAUACCAUGCUGACCACGUGGUUCUGAAAGCAUUAAAACGUACUGGAGUAGCAGGAAAUUUAGAAGGGUUGGCUGAAUAUGCCUGUAAAUUUUCCGAACAGAAAGAACAGCUUGUCGAGACUUGUCGAUUGUUGCGACACGUAUCUGGGACGGAACCUCUGGAAAUAACCUGCGUCCAUGCAGAGGAGACAUUUCAGGUGACUGGCCAACAGAUAAUUUCUGCUGCUGAAACAUUGACAUUGCAUCCAUCUAGUAAAAUAGCUAAAGAAAACCUAGAUGUGUUUUGUGAAGCAUGGGAAUCCCAAAUUAGUGACAUGUCAACGUUGCUAAGAGAAAUCAAUGACGUGUUUGAAGGAAGACGAGGAGAGAAGUAUGCCUAUCUUUCCCUUCCAAAGCCAAUGAAGAAUAACACAAACCUGAAAUCAUUAAAGCCAGACAAGUCUGACUCUGAGGAGAAAGCCAAGAUUGCGAAGCUCGGACUUAAGCUGGGUUUGCUCACCUCUGAUGCCAACUGCGAGAUCGAGAAGUGGGAGAAUCAGGAGAAUGAGAUUGUUCGACGUGGACGGAACAUGUCCAGUAUGGCCUAUUCUCUAUAUUUAUUUACUAGGGGAGAGGGGCCACUGAAAACUUCCCAAGAUUUAAUUCAUCAACUAGAGGUUUUCGCUGAAGAGGGCUUGAAGGUUGCUUCAAGUGUACAAGCUUUCUCAAAACAGCUGAAAGAUGAUGACAAGCUUAUGCUUCUCCUGGAAAUAAACAAGCUAAUUCCUCUGUGCCACCAGCUCCAGACAAUAACUAAGACAUCUUUGCAGAAUCAAGUGUGUCUAAAGGUUGAUAAAUGUAUUACAAAGACAAGAUCCAUGAUGGCUCUUUUGGUCCAGCUUCUCUCACUCUGCUUUAAACUGCUGAAGAAGCUUCAGAUGGAAAACAACAGAUGGGUCUCAGUCACAAAGAAAGACUCCGUGGAUGGUAAAACUUGAGAAGGUUUUGAGAUCAGAUCUCGGGAACACCAUAUGGCAAAGCUGACUUUUUUAAAAGCAAAUUAUCCUUUAUAUUUUUUGAAAUUCAGUAAUUUUAUAAAAAGAACAACACUGAAAUCCUGCUUUAUUUUCUGAUCAUGAAACUGACUGGCUUUUUGACAACUAAUAAAUGCUAUAGUAGUUGCUAGAAUUCUAACUGCAGUGUGAUUUUAAAAUGAGACAUUGCCACCAAUAUUGUUCUUUAAAAGUCAAGCCAAAUACACCAACUGUCUUUAUGACAGUUCAAUCCAAAGAAGCUAUUUUGAAUAUGUGCUCACCUUUAGCAUAUUUGACCUUCCCGUUUUCUGUUUUUUAUUUAAGCUUAUUGUUGAGGACAUUAAUUUUCAGCAGAAAAUAUAUAGUAGUCUUGUUGAAAGCAGUUUUCCUUAAACUUAUGGACACUGCUUCAAUCCUUCAGUCCACCAAGUGUGACCAGGCCCCUUGGCUGCCCACUGUCACAGAUCAUCCAUGCUAGUGGCACACAUUUGCUUUCUGACAAGCAUUUCACAUAGCACAGGCUAUCUGUUGUGAAGCAUACCCCUCCCCCAUCUGCCAAAGCAGGGUCAUGGAGCUCACUGCACAGAAUCCUGGAGGAACGCACUAGGAGCUGGCUUUUAGUUCUAGUUCUAGCAGAGCUGGUUUUUCUGCCCUCAAUACUAGCUGGAAUCCUAAAACUAUCUUACUGGCUUUUAAAAAGUAGCUUUUGAACUGUCUUCAGUAGUGACUGAUGGAAUGGAAAAUGUAAGACAAGGGAAUGAUAGAACUAAGA